AUAUGUACUUAGGACUUAUAUAUUUCUUUUUUUUAUGUUUUUAAACUUACUAUACUUAAAAUAUGACACAACAUAAAGUCGUAAACAGUGAUUUUUGGAAUGGUUUGUGUGAAAAAGAAACGAGAGAAUCUGCAGACGUUGAAGUUAGUAAGCAGUAACAACUUUACGAGAAUUUCAUUUAUUACACAGGUUGAGACCAUCGAAAAUUGCAAGAUCUGACAACAUUUAAAGUAGUGCCACAACAAAGUCCCUUGGAAAAUGAUGGAUGUAACAGUGAAAACACUGGAUGGACAGAACAAACAUUUCAGCAUUCCUGAAGAUACAACAGUAACUCAGUUCAAAGAAAAGAUUGCAGCUUCUAUCGGCAUUUCAGCAGAUACUCAGCGCCUUAUUUUUCAUGGCCGUGUUCUUCAAGAUGAAAAGAUGCUAAGGGAGUAUGAAGUUCAUGGAAAAGUGAUUCAUGUGGUGCAGCGGGCACCCCCGUCUCUUUCUUCUGGCACCAGCGACACACAGUCGUCUUCACAGUCCAAUCCUCCACUCCCACCUCAUAUCCAUCACCCACCCAACCUGCAGAGUGUCCUUGUGGGAUCCUUCACCUUUCCGCCAGAAAUUCUAAACACUGCACAACUGCCUAUAGAUGGGGGUUCUCUCAACGUACAUAUCAACCUGUCUCCCGUUGCCAUGGGACCCAUGACCACUAUUAACAGCCAAAACCCACCAGGUGGCACAACCAGCAGCAGUUGGGGAGCUCCUGGUGGAGGUCCCGCCGGUCUGUUUGUAAACAGCAGUAGCAGCUCUGGCGAAGCAAAACAGAGGCUGAUGCAAGCACAGCGAAACCUUAAUCUGGCUCAGAAUGCAAUAAGUCGAUUAGAAGGAAAUGUUGGGUCAAGAGGGUCUAACACCUCAGCUUUAAACAAUGGCACAACAACAACAGAUGUAGAUCAGGCACGCUCAGAAGGAAAUACUGGGGACAAUACCACAGAUCCAACAGAAAACCAGGACAGUGCAACUUCAGAUACAUCAGUACAGCAAGCAGCUACUCCAAGCAAUUUAGCAGAGCUACUACGGGAAGUUCAGGCUACCUAUCAGCGCAUGUCACCAUUUUUGAAUCAGAUAUGUGAACUAGCUGCUGCAGACCCAGAGAUUAGUUCACAGGAUCUCAUACCUCGCCAAAGAAUGGUCGACCACGUGUCUGAAGCUAUGCACGCUCUCAGUCACUGCUUCCACAACAUAAGUGACAUCAACUAUGAAUUGUCAGCACCUCCACCACGUCUUCUAACUGCUCAGCGCCUUCCCAUUUACCACUCACAGCAUUCUCCAAACAUUGUGAUCAAUGCUGCAGCCAGCAGGAAUCAAGGGGGAAAUGCUGCCCCUAACCAGACAGCAACAUCACAGUCUGUGCCACAGUCCACAACAGUGUCCUCCACAGCAGUGCCCCUCCCAGCCUUCACAUUUCAAUCUUCUCCUUCCCAACUGUCAUCAUUAGGCGCUGCUGUCACAGCUGCCACUGGCAGUCCUGCUAAUGGCACUCUUCGUGGCGCUAAUUUGCCAGUACCUGGGGAUGAUCCAUAUGUCUUUGUGGAAGUGGGUCCAGACUCAUUGACUGUUAAUAGCAUUUCUACACAUGUGGUUAUGUCAGAAGAUAACGAUGAUGUCCACAUGGAAACUGACAAUCAAGAAACAGACAUCACUGCAAAUGCUGCUACAAGGUUGGCCUCAACAGCUGCUUUAACUUCCACCUCCUCUACAUCAUCCUUGUCACAGACAUCCCAGAAUCAGGGACAGACUGGAAGGCCCACAAUGCCUAAUGUUAAUGUACAGGGACUGUCCAGUAUACCUGGCCUAACAGGGGAAAUGGUUAACAGCAUUGUGCAGUCAGUCUUACAGGCCCAUGGUGUGCGCCAGGAUCAGCCAGUGCAAGUCAAUGUUGUGCCUGUGCAAAUGCCAGGUGGAGGUACGCCCUUAGCAACAGCAAGUGGUUCAGCUACCAUCAACAUCACACCAGUUACUGCCACUUCUUCACACUCUCAAUCUCAGACAACCUCUGUCAGAUUCUCAAGGACAUCAUCUGCCAGUCGACUAGAAGGUGCAGUCCCCUCUGCAAGCCCCUCCACCUCAGGCACCACAUCCACAGCAGCUCUAAAUACAGGAAGUUCUGUUGGAUCAGGACCAAACAGUCAGCAGUUGCCGCCUCCUCCACCCUUACACUUUCUACAUGGACCAGGAGUCCGUUCCCAUGUACCUGGUUCUGCUGGAGCUCAAGGCAUGCCCAUGUUCGCUCAGAUACCCAUCUUCCGUCAACGAGCGCCAGGUCCUCAUGCCUUGCUUCCUAUGCCACUGAUGCAGCCAACAGACAUUUAUCUACCUUGCUUUUCACAUCAUUUUAUUACACAAGGAGUGCGUGAAAUAGUGGAUCACACUCAACGAUUGCAAGCUACUGGUAAUAUUGGCAACAUGAUGGCAGGCAUGAUGUCCAGUUUGUUUGGUCAGCCUUUACAUGCACGAGGUCCUCCGAUGUCACAGCGUCAGUCUCAGCAGCCUGGUGGAACACCUCAACGCAAUGCUAACGAAAACUCCAACCGUGCGCAGACCAACACCACAGCAACCCAGCAGGGCUCCAUCUCAGCCAAUCCAUUUGCUGCCCUGUUUUCCCAGCUUUUGGGUGGUGCCUCAGCUCCGGCCAGUGGGCAGUCUAGCGGAGGAAGGAUGGUCUCAGAGCCUGGUGCAGGUGUUGCUGGAUUGGCAGCAGCCAUGACCAGCAUGCUGAACAGAGAGGCCUCUGAAUCAGGAAGGAUGGAAGCAGCAGGACAGAGUGCCAUGACAGAUGACACAUUUGCUCGCAUAGUCCAGGGUAUCGGGGCACAAGCUUCACAAGCAGCAGCAGGCAUAUCCUCAGGAGAGACUGUGGCUAAUUUCCUUCAGUCAUUGGGCGAGAACCACAGUGUUGUGGCAGGAGAAGGUUUUCUCACAGAUGCUUUCCUUUGUGUGGCCCAGCAUCUCACCUUUGCCAACCUCUUCAGUAUAUUCCUUGGUCAGGUUGAUUCCAUUAGGGGUUUGCUACACCCCCUGCAACAGUUCAUUCGAGAACGUGUUUUAAAUGGAAGUGAAUUUGAUGAAAGGACCCUUCGGUCAUCUACUGACUCUCUGUUGGAUGAACUGGUACCUGAAGUACAAGCUUCGGUGGAAGGGUUUGAUGUUGUUCAAGACAUCGACCUAGAGGCAACAGUGAAAGCAUUCCUUCGACACCAGCUUAUCAUCAUCUUCCGCAUUAUCAUGUCUAGUUCUGACACUGAUUCAGAUUUUGGACGCAGCUUGUAUGAUAGUGUGCGUCGUGCAUUGGGGGAGUUCAUUGUCUUGAUGCCAGCAUGUCUACGUGGGGGCCAGGCUGAUUUCAACAAUCUGGUACAAAGCCGACUGGCAAGCAUCACCUCUGGUCUGAACCCACUCAUCAGGCAGUGGAUGGCUUCAAUGACACUCACACAGCUGUCUACGUUCCGCAGCAGUGUGUCCAUUCCAGAGUCAGAAGUGCAGUCUUACAUCGUGCGACCAUCAACCACAGCUGCAGGGUCCAUUACAGCUGCUGCUAGCACUGUUUCAAGGAAUGUUGAAGUGUCGUCUUCACAACAUGUCAUGGAGGUAGAGGCAGCACCACCUGGUAAUGGAAGCACAGCAAGGCCGACUGCUCAGGCUCCCCGUACAUUGGACCUGACCAGAAAUGUUCAGAGGGCAGAUGGCAGGCAAGAGGAACGCCCCUCAGUCAAUGGCUUGAGGCAGGCCUUGGUAAAUGGCAACCACGAUUCUUCAGCAGCAUCCCCAUCAUCUGCAACAAGAAGUCCUAGAAAUGGAGAGGAGAAUUGGCAGGAGGUUGUCUCACCAGAGUGGGUUCCUAUCAUUGAGACGGAUAUCCAGCGACAGAAGACCCAUCAUUCGCAUGCUCCUCUCAGUGAUGCCUAUCUUCAGGGGAUGCCACCCAAACGCCGUAGGCUAAUGACUUGUGAUCGACCUAACAACCUUUCAAACAUGGCCGACUACCUGCCAACAGCAGUGAAAAGAGCAGCAACUCAGGCAGGUGUUGAGCCAGUCAGUAGCGUGGACAACUUGGCAGCAGAGGCUUCUGAUGCAGAGGAACUGCAGAACAUGCUGGAGGCGGAGGUGCAGCGAUCACUAGCCAACAGACUUGCUAGCGAUGAUGACUACAGUGCUGAUAGGUUUCCCAAUGCACAGCAGUACUUUAACUCUAAGCCCAAACCAUCAUGAUUCCUCUUGCACAUCAUCAAGUUUUGGAAGUAACGCAGCAGAGGUGUCAAGAAAGACAGUCUUCAUGUUUCUCAAAUGUCUAGAGUUGUCUUGAUGAACAUAGUGCAUGUAUAUACAUAUAUCUUCAGCAAACAACUGUUGUCGGUUUAUCACUCAGUUGCAGUAUUUCCAACCUUUUGUCCUUGAAGCUUAAAACAGUUUUACUGUAUAGUUCAGUUUCUAGCUCCUUAUUAUACAGUUUUUAAAAAAAAAAUUAAUUUGGAAACAUGUGACUGUCAUUGUGUGUGACUGUGGCGUGUGGAAAAGUGUGCUGCAUUUUCAUUUUUUUUCAUUUAACUUCUAGAACUGACCUUUGCCCUCCUACACAUCAGCAGUACUUCAAGACCAAAAACUAGAGAAUAUGAGGAUGCCAUUUGCACUUCACAGCACAGACUGAUAAAGAAAACGCAAAUUUUAUCAUCUGUGCACCGUAUCCCAAUCUGUAUUCCUUAAGCAGGAUGUCAUACAUCACAUCAAAUAGCAGAAAUUCUUUUGCUGGCCAGAAAAAAAGACACCCCAUGCUUAUGUUGAUUGUUUAGUUAUUUUUUAUCAGGAACUGAGUCUAGUCACAAAAAGAGCGGAAAGGACCUGGUGGCAAGCAACAUGUUACUUUCUAAACAGUACAACCAAAGUUGGCUAUAAAUUUUCAUUCAUUUCUGCAGGUCAGGGUCUGUCUUCUAUUCUAUUUUUUUAAAUGCCUGUUUGUUUUGAAAUGCAUGUUUGGGGAAGCGGAUAGCCAGGUGGUUAAAACUUGCAUCUGAACCUGGAGGCAUGGCACUUUGCUGUUCUGUGGUGCAAGAAACUUCUCUCAGUUGAUUCAUCUGUCAAUUCCUGGCUUCAUGUAAAGUAAGGCAAAGGAGAGAUGGGGAUUACCCUCACAAGAAGCUUGCACUGAGAAAUCUGGUUCUAGCGUCUCUAACUCCCCAAUAACCAAAUAAAAACAAAAAACUUGGAGGCAACCUUUACCUUUUCCCCCCCAAACACAUCCCCUCCCCUCCCCCCCAAAAAAAAAGUGUCUGCUGCCUUUGCUACACUGAAGGCCAUCCUACUGUCAGAGUAACCAACCUCACUUUGAUGUCAAAAUUUGUGUUAGGCAUCAAAUGGCACAUCGAUAUUUGACUUUAAUGUUGUAGGUUGUGAGGCUGUGAUCCUCUUUCAGGACACCCACCAUGCAACUUGGCAGACAUACUGAUGUAUGCAAAUUUCACUUUCGAGAGUGACUUUUUCUUGAAUCUUGCUACUAAGGAACCUGUUUCUUGGAGCCUCUGCAGUAGGAUUCCAUUUUAAUACCAUUGCUUUGUCUUUUUGUCAUAUCCAUGUUGUAAUGUUUUCAUAUAUGUGGCAUCAGAUUUCAUGAUAUGAGAAUUUUUGAUGACAUGAAGCCCUUCUUAAGCUGCAGACUGUUGCUGGAAUGGGCGAAAAAGGAGUUUUAUUCAUAGAAUGUAGGGCAGGGAUUAAUUAUAUUUUUUUUUCAAAUCAUUAAGGACGCAGAAAAAGAAUAUUUGGAUUAUGUAUUCAUUAUUUCAGUACUAACAAAUGUGAAUUUGCAUAGAACUAUAACUCCAGCCUUGCAUACUUUGUCAUCAAAAGUUGCGUAGGAAUAACUUUGAAACAAAGAAGGCAGUUGUAUAGGCUUAUGUAAAGGAAUAUAUGUUUUUAAUAUGUGACAUGAGUUCUGAACUUAUUUUUGUUUGUUUUAUCAUUACAUGCUUUUUUUUUAAAAAAAACAGCACAUCCUGAGAAAUGAUUUUUUUACAGCACCUCUGAAAAUGUUUUUCCCCAUAUUUUUGUUUGUCCUUCAUCUCUUGUACUGCAGAUUUGUUUUGGCCAUGACUUGAAAUAUUUCUUUAAGUAAGAAAGCUUUGAAAACAAAAGCCUGCAAUGAACUUUUGUGGUCACUUUUAGUUGUCUGCAUAUUUUUAGUGCCCCUUUUAAAUUGGAGAAAGUUUUAUCGAGGACUGAACUUGAGAGCGCUGUGAAAUCCAAGUAGUCUUCAGUCAAAUUACUUCCAAUAAAAGCAGUAAAUCUCCUUAUAAUUUUGUGAAGUGUGAUUGCUGGGAUUGUCUGGCAUAUUAAAAAUAAAAAUCGUGCCAAGCAUGUUUGUUCCAUAGCCAUUUGUGUAAAAUUAAUCAUGUGCAUCCUAAUGUUUGUAUUUCUUUGAUGUAGUUAUUCUGACAAAAGUAAUACAGUCAAGAUUUGAUUUAAUCCUCACCUAACAAAACCCCUAUAGUAGUUUUCUUGAUUCGGCUGGGAACUGUGUGACUGCAGCUGUCAAUGCGACUUAAAAAUGAAAAGAAUAGCUUCAUUUUGAAAGUGAAUGUUUAUGUAUCUUCAGGGUAGACAGGUUGUACAGUGCACAUCAGAUUGAACUGUUCUGCAUUAAUGAGCUGUCAUGUGCUUUAGUUACAUCAGCAGAUUCAAAAAGAAGAAUGGGUUUGUCAUUCUGAAGGUCUUGCUGCCUCAUUAAAAAAAAAAUUUCAAGUAAAAGUUUUUUCCCAUCUCCUAUUUAUUUCCAUGUUAUUUAGAAGAAAAUGCAGCAUUUCUCUCUCACAUGAUUUUUGUGCGGGUGUGUGCAUGAGUGCUCUGCCAGAUAUGUCCCCUAAAGUGUUAAAGAGUAAAGCAUUCUCAUUGCAACAGCUCAUACCAUUGUACCAAAGUUAAAUGUGUCCUGUCUUCAGUAGAUUGGUUGAAUUGAGAUAUAAAUUAAGAACAGGGUGAACUGUCUUUAGAGGAAGGCAACAGUGUUAUUAUUUUUAUUUAUGUAUUUGUGUAACAAUUAUAAUCCAUGCCUGACACCUUCCUUACCAUAUGGUUUUAGGGUGAUGCAGAUUUUGUACAUAUUCAUUUGUCUGUACAGUUUUCUGGUUGAAUAAAUUUUGGAACAUUA
Pomacea canaliculata is the source of this 7183-nucleotide messenger RNA. Its product is annotated as large proline-rich protein BAG6-like. The record is from RefSeq and is a predicted model, not a curated record. Gene Ontology annotation, cellular component: BAT3 complex. The transcript is spliced from 25 exons. Bases 259 to 4257 code for a protein of 1332 amino acids. Gene Ontology annotation, molecular function: misfolded protein binding; polyubiquitin modification-dependent protein binding. NCBI's taxonomy places the organism in Eukaryota, Metazoa, Mollusca, Gastropoda, Architaenioglossa, Ampullariidae.